Messenger RNA from Polypterus senegalus (gray bichir), 1918 nucleotides. RefSeq names its product transmembrane protein 244 (gene tmem244). The record is from RefSeq and is a predicted model, not a curated record. NCBI's taxonomy places the organism in Eukaryota, Metazoa, Chordata, Cladistia, Polypteriformes, Polypteridae. The transcript is spliced from 6 exons. Bases 213 to 671 code for a protein of 152 amino acids.
CUGUCCUUGCUCACCACGAGCCACCUAUCAAUAAAGAUAACUGUAACCUACUCCUUAAAUCCAGGUGUACACCCUCUCUCGAAAAACGUAUCUUGAUACUUGUAAUAGUGAAUACUUACCUCUACUCGCCUCAAGUUGGUGCUCAUGUAUAAAAAAACACGUUAUCGCAGGCAAAGCAAGGAAAGGGACGAUCAUAAUAGGAUUCCGCACAGAUGGCUGUCAAAGGCAAAGCGGAGGACACUAAGACUGUCUUCCUACAUUUGCUGCUAUGCCUGGUCAUUUUUUACACUACAUAUUAUAUGAUUGGCAGUGUCUGUUUUGGUGCCUUUAGACUUGAUCAUUUUGAUGGACUCAUACCCUUUGAUUUUAAAACAGAGCCUACAGAAUCAAAUUCCAAGUACCUUGUAAAUCUGCUUUCCAUGGAGCUUACAUAUUUUAGUAGUGGGCUACUUUUUGCUGCUGUUGUAAAACGCUGGGUUUGGGAUUAUGCCAUCACUGUCACAUGUAUUCAUGUUGGGCUAACAUCUGCAGUAAUGCAGGAGUUUCCCCUGAUCUGGCAGUGGUGGCUGGCUCUUGGCAGUGGGUUGUUUCUGAUGAUCUGCAAUGGUCAGCUGAUUGCUUACUUUGCCUGCCAGAACGACCACAGUUAUCCGACAUUUGACAACUACUGAGAAGUUUUCUCAGAACAGCACUUGACUGUGUACCUUGUGGUUUUGGAAUUAUGGUGUGCUUUGGACAGCUGACAACCAUCUGAGCUAAGUCAAAAAAUGUACAUCAGAUGUAUUCCCUCCAUUCAACUUGACUGCCUUUCCCGGUUUUGCCUUUUAUAAAAGAUGCACAAUCUAAAGAUGUUUUAAUCUAAAGAAGUUUUUAAUGUAAAAUCUCAUGCUUCAGCAACACAUGGCCUUGCUAUUUUCUUUUGCUCAGAGGAUGGAGAAUAGUCAAUGAAGUACUAAGGGGACAACAAAAUAUAACUGCCUGGACACUCAAUUCUUUUUGGUUUAAGGAAAGUAUUAUGGAAACAUGUCAAAUAUCCACUAUUAUGCCAACCACUGUAUAUAAAAGGGUUUAUGGUGACAUACCCUGUUAUGUUAUAGGAAUAUAAAAAUACAUGAAGAUUAAGGACAUUCUGUGGCAAUUAGAAGCAGAUGAUUUGCAUAUGUGCAGCACAGUGUCACAGUGGUGGAGCUGCUGCCUUAUGGUAAGGAGACCAGGAUUCACAUCCCAGGUCCUUUCUACAUGGAGCCUGCAUGUUCUCCUGCUCUCUGUGUGGGUUUCUUCCGACCUCCUUCUAAAGACAUGCAGGUUAGCUGAUUUUGUGUUACUAAACUGGCCCUGUUCUCCGUGUGUGUGCCCACCCAGCAAAGGACUGGCGCCCUGUCCAGGGUUCGUUCCUGCCUUGCCACCUAUAAUAGCUGGGAACGGUCCAGCAUUCAGAACUAAGUGGGUUAGAAAAUAACUGACUGACUACUUUACAUGUUUUUAGGACUCCUUGCUUUUUUUUUUUUUUUUUAAAUUAAAACAUAUUGUAUUUAAAAAGCAAUCUCUAAACCUCACUCCAUGAUUUUAUGCCAACUACUAAUUUAGAUUGACUAGGUGUGAAUGGGCAUGGGUGUGUAUAUGGGUUUGCUAUGCGAUAAACUGGUAUGCCAUCCACUCUCAGUUCCUGCCACUCGAUGUGACCCAGAACAAAGUUCUGAUAUACCUGAAUUAAUAUGCUGAAUUUGUCUGUCACUUUCUUGGUUAAAAUAAUUACUGGAGAAUAAAAUUACACAUUUAUUACUGCAAUGUUUCUCUUUGGCAAACUGUGUUGGAAACUUUAAAAAAAUUGUUGCUACACUUGGUUCACUCUGUGCAAAACCACAACCCUCCCUCCUCCCAUCAAAUCACCAAGGCUGCAAUGCCCUGCAGCGAUACA